GAUCCCCAAUCUCCAGUUUUAACCAUCCGAUUUCACCAGAAGGCCUAUCACUCAGUCACGGCCGUCUAUCGUGUCCAUGGAUCAAGCUAAACAGGUGACCCAGAAACUCCAUAGAUCGGCACCGUCGUCCCGCCAAACCGUCAAGUUCUUGACGGCCACUACGAUCGGCGCGACUCUGCUGCUGCUCUCUGGGUUAACCUUAACCGGGACAGUGAUGACCUUAAUCGUGGCUACGCCGGCUUUUGUCCUGUUUAGUCCGAUUCUGGUCCCGGCGGGGAUAGUGGUCCUCGUGGCCGCAGCCGGAUUAUUGUUCUCCGGCGGGUGCGGCGUGACGGGGAUGUCGUGGAUAUAUGAUUAUGUUGCCCGAAAACACCCGCCGGGAAAGGAGCAGCUGGAUUAUGCGGGGACAACAGUCGCCGGCAAAGCUAGGGAGUACGGAAAGUACUUGCAGAGCAAGGCUCGGGAGGCUGCUCAUGUCUUGAUGAAUAUAUAUAUAUUGAGCGACGGCGACGGGGGAUUCUUUAGCGUGCGUGAAUCAAUUGCAAGCUUCUAGAGUAAAUGGUGUUAUCAUACAUUGCAAACAAGAGUCAUGCACAAGCUAGGUUGCAUGAUUGAGAGGGACUUUUGAUCAUUUAGAGUUGAAUAAAAAUGAUGUGCUUUAAAAAUAGAAAGAAUUCCACACCUUAGCUUAAGUACACUAUUAUACAAAACACUAAUACAAAGAAUAGUGAAAUUUAGUUCUUUGUAUUCAAUUUUUAUAUGUAGUGUAGUGACCCAGAAAAUAAUAGUAUUUUAAAAUGAUAAGAGGGAGGAAAAUGGAAACAGGAACAGAAGGAGGCAGUAGACUUCGUCGACAACAUCGCAUUUUGGAGAAAUAAAAUUUCAGGAAACUACCAAACUUCGUCGACAAAUACAGGAUUUCGUCGACGAAGGUCUUCAUAAUCUCAUCGACGAGGUCGCAUUUCAUCGACGAGAAAAAACCGAGCGAAGGUUUGGGCUGCUCUGAAUUUAGUCGACAAAGGAUAAGGUUCGUCGACGAAUUUACUGAAGGACUCGUCGAUGAGGUGACGUGUCUCGUCGACAAAUCUGACCCUAUAAGUAGUGAAAAAUCAUAUUUUUAUCACAUUUCAGUGCCUCUCUCUCUCUCCUACGGCCCCUCUCACUUCUCUCUUUGAUUUCAGCCCCACCAGUCGCCGUAUCAACGAUCUGAAGCCACCACGACGCUCCUGGCGAAGUUCUCUACAAGUCUUCUGGAGCGGAUUGUUAGUAAAAUGAAAUUGGAUUUCAUUUCAAAUUCAGGGUAAUGCCUUUUAGUCCAUUUUUGGCCAUAUGACAAUUAUAAGAAAUGAUGUAAGCGAACAAAUACUGAUAUUUUAUUCUGACAAACGUUGUUUUUAGGGUGUUAUGUAGGAGGCCCUACGAAUGUUAGGCCAGUAUACCAUAGGGGCUUUUCAGUAGUCAAGUAAGGGAAAUAUGCUAUGCUAGGAAAUUUUGAAAUAUUAUACAGUUUAUUAAAUUAUGAAAAUUAUGUAUUAAAGUAUGGUGUGGCUUGAAAAUAUGAAUAUAGUACGGUGAUAUAUUUUAUGAAUUUAA
This is a messenger RNA of Malania oleifera, 1593 nucleotides long. RefSeq names its product oleosin G-like. Gene Ontology annotation, cellular component: monolayer-surrounded lipid storage body; membrane. The transcript is spliced from 2 exons. Gene Ontology annotation, biological process: lipid storage. Lineage: Eukaryota; Viridiplantae; Streptophyta; Magnoliopsida; Santalales; Ximeniaceae. The record is from RefSeq and is a predicted model, not a curated record. Bases 77 to 553 code for a protein of 158 amino acids.